Messenger RNA from Blastomyces gilchristii SLH14081, 1907 nucleotides. RefSeq names its product 6-phosphogluconate dehydrogenase. Gene Ontology annotation, cellular component: cytosol. Gene Ontology annotation, molecular function: NADP binding; phosphogluconate dehydrogenase (decarboxylating) activity. The record is from RefSeq and is a predicted model, not a curated record. Bases 66 to 1622 code for a protein of 518 amino acids. The transcript has a single exon. Gene Ontology annotation, biological process: pentose-phosphate shunt; pentose-phosphate shunt, oxidative branch. NCBI's taxonomy places the organism in Eukaryota, Fungi, Ascomycota, Eurotiomycetes, Onygenales, Ajellomycetaceae.
GUUAAACCUGAAUCAAGUCUGUGGGGUGUUCAUAAUUUAUCAGCACCAAUUUAUCAGAAACAGCCAUGGCUACCACCCAACCAUUCCAGCACACUGGCAUCGUUGGCGCCGGCAACAUGGGCACAAUGAUGGCUUUCGGCCUCGCAGAGCUUGGUCCCGAUGUAUCCCUGUGGGACGUGAAAAGCUCUAAUGUCGAUGAAGCAAUAUCAAUGAGCAAAAACGAAGAGAAACUGAAGGGGAAAAUCUCCGGUUUCCACGAUAUCCAUAAAUUUGCUGACAGCAUCAAGCCCGUCACGGUCGAUGGCGAUCAAAGAAGGCUCUUUCUCUUCUCAAUUACGCACGGAUGGCCCGCAGACAGCGUCUUGGAUAAAAUGAAGGAUGAUCUGAAAAAGGGAGAUAUCAUCCUUGACGGCGGCAAUGAAAAUUAUCGGAAGACCGAAAGGCGGCAACGGGAAUUAGAAUCAAAAGGAAUCAGCUGGAUUGGAAUGGGAGUGUCUGGGGGCUAUCAAUCUGCAAGACAUGGGCUAAGUUUGUCGCUCGGUGGUGAUCCAGAUGCCAUCAACGUAGUGCUACCGCUUCUGCGAACAUUCGCUGCGAAGGACGCACGAACAAAGGAGCCCUGUGUCUCUAAUAUUGGUCCACGCGGUGCGGGCCACUACGUUAAGAUGGUACACAACGGCAUCGAGAAUGGGUUGCUAUCAACUCUUUGCGAGGCGUGGGAUAUCCUGCACUCCGGCUUGCAUUUAUCCCACGACCAGAUUGGAAAGAUACUUGAGAAAUGGAAUAGUGAAGGGGAGUUACGACAUACGUUCCUUGUCCAAAUUGGGUCAGAGAUUUGCCAACGGCACAAGACUACCACAGGUGAUAAGGGUGGCGAGGCUGCAAGUAGCGCUGGCGGCUUUGUCCUAGACGAUGUCGGCGAUAAGGUCGUGCAGGAUGACGACGAUACGGAAGGGACCCUCUACUGGAUGGUCAUGGAGGCAGCGGACCGGCACGUCUCUGCCCCGACUAUAGCGACUGGCCAGUUUCUCCGAGUCGCAAGCGGCAACCGCCGACAACGGCUUUUGGUCGCAGACAAGCUCAAAGUUCCCCACCCAAAAAAAAUGGAAGCUACCAAAGACGCAGAUUCGUUCAUCGAAACGCUUCGCAAAGCGGUAUUCGUCUCGUUCCUGUGCUCCUACUGCCAGGGACUGGAACUGAUAGCACGUGCAUCCCGGGACGAGAAAUGGAAUGUUAAUCUCGGAGAGUGCAUGAAGAUCUGGCGUGCCGGCUGCAUUAUUCAGGCAGAAUACAUCUCCGAUCUCCUCAUGCCUGCUGUGACAUCUGGUGCAAGGAUUAUGAACAUGAAGCUCAUCAAUGAGGUCUCAGCUGCACUUACGGAACACUAUGACUCGUUAAAGUUAGUGGUUCUGAGUGCGGUGGAGGCAGAUUCCUGUGUUCCCUCAAUGUCAGCCAGUUUGGAAUAUUUGAAAUAUGAAGCGAGUAAGAUGCUCCCUACGCGAUUCAUGGAGGCGGAAAUGGACUUUUUUGGCGCGCAUAAUUAUGAUAGGCCUAGCGUUAAAGGAGAAGAUCCCGGUAAAGUGGCCAAGGGUGCGCAUCAUUAUGAAUGGCGCCCUGCUUGAAACAUGUCUGAUGUGAUGUUGCAGGACACUCUCGGUCAAGCAAAUUCGUUCAUUGUCCAUAAGGUGGAAAAGCAACGCAUCUAUUCAUAGUGCAUUUGGUCUAUCAAUACUUAGUAAGGGUAGAUGAGAGUUAUAGUCCUGGGCAAUUGUCUUUUCUAGCAUUGUCGCUGUUCGUCCUUGUGUAGGACGAGGGGUUUGUUGGUUGGCUUAUCUUAUCUUACCUCAAUCUAAUCAGAUAACUAUCGGUCUUGAACGCUAAACCCAAUAGAGUAUUCUGGCAUUUCU